AUGAAUUUGUUUCGCACAUUCAAUGCAACUCUUGCUCGUCGUCCUCUCAUCACUCAAAUCGUGGUUUCUGGUGCAGUUUCUGGAGCAGGAGAUGCAUUCACACAGUAUCUAACCGGACACAAAAAAUGGGACUACAUGAGAACAGCUCGUUUCUCUUGUCUCGCUGCAGUCUUCAUUGCCCCGCCAUUGAAUGUUUGGUUUCGAGUUUUGGAAAGAGUACGACACUCGAAUCGUCAUGCACAGGUGUUUGCUAGAAUGUCGAUAGAUCAGUUCAUGUUCAGUCCGAUUUUCAACGCUAUCAUUCUGGUAAACCUCCGUCUUCUGGAAGGUCUCCCGUUAUCCAAUUCAGUGGAUCGAAUGAAGAAAGAUUGGUAUGAUGUGUAUACUUCAAGUCUCAAACUAUGGCCAGCAGUUCAACUUAUCAAUUUCUAUUUCGUUCCUCUUAACUAUCGAGUGAUUCUGAUUCAAGUCGUCGCUUUCUUCUGGAACUCGUGGCUUUCGUUCAAAACUCAAACGAGUGUACUAGAAGAGCCUACUGUAGAGCCUCCAGCACAGUAUAACGUUGACUAA
Caenorhabditis remanei is the source of this 570-nucleotide messenger RNA. RefSeq lists its product as uncharacterized. NCBI's taxonomy places the organism in Eukaryota, Metazoa, Nematoda, Chromadorea, Rhabditida, Rhabditidae. The record is from RefSeq and is a predicted model, not a curated record. The transcript has 2 exons. Gene Ontology annotation, cellular component: membrane; cytoplasm. The coding region runs from base 1 to 570 and encodes 189 amino acids.